AUGGCAAGCGCAACCGUAGUCUGUCCUUUGGCCGAGCCAAACCGUACAACCUUCUUAAAUACAAGAGAACGAGUAAUUGGUGAACCGGGUGCAGAAUGGGACCCCGAGUUGACGAACUACCAGACGGAUUUUACCGCCAAAGCCAUCGUACUACGUCACAAGCGGCCAACGUCAAGCAACAGGAAAAAUAAGCCACACCCUAAACAUGUUGCACAUCUUCGAAGGUUGACAAAUGAGCCCGUCUGCACUGUCAAGACGAUCAUCAACCAGGUCGACCUUACGACGUCGAGAUCAUGCUGGAUGCAGUCGUUGAUGAAAGCCCAGUUUAAACUCCCGCCUACCACGCCCGACCGGACCACGAGGUUUGGGUGUAACAAGAACAAGCACCUCGCCGCCUCAGGCAUCGUGCCAACCCACGCAAAGAGCUCAGACAAGAAAGAGGAGCCCCUUCUACCAGCAUGUGCAAAGAAAACCACUAUGAUGACGACUUCGACUCCGUUUCAGUAUGUCCCAAGAAAACGGAAAAUAAUCCCUAAAAUCCUAGAUGAGAGUAUUGGUAUUCUUCAUCAACCCUUACCCGACAAAAUACCGCUCGGGAAGCCACGCCGAUGGAAAACUUCGAAGAGACUGGUCGAGAGCGCGCCAGCUACGACGCUUCAGGUCUCCAAUUUCGAUGGUGGAGCGCCUCCAGACUACUCCAAGUCCAUCACGGGACGCAAGCUAUGCUGGUAUCCGGCAAUAGAGGGCGGCAUCCUAAAAAUACCCGGAUACAUGAGACAUUUCUAGACAUACAACCUAGUGGCGUAUUUAGGCUCGGGUGCAAGGGACGCCCACCCCCCACCCCUUAUAUUUCGAGAAUCACCCAUUGAACAUUCACAUUAAUAUAGACAAAUCUAAGGGGAAAAAGUGUCAUUUGCAACCCCUCUAUUUUCAAAUUUCCUCUUUACAGUUAAAACCCCCUUAAUUUCAAAAUCCUUGAU
Molecule: messenger RNA, 980 nt
Organism: Lytechinus pictus (painted urchin)
Lineage: Eukaryota; Metazoa; Echinodermata; Echinoidea; Temnopleuroida; Toxopneustidae
Exons: 7
Coding region: 1-786 (261 amino acids)
Source: RefSeq, a predicted model, not a curated record